AGUGGUAUCCAGUAGCACCCUGAUCAGAGUCAACAUUCACUUGAAUACAAAAAGGCUUGGAAGCCUCACAGUCUGAAUCAAUCAUGAAGUAUUUUGUUAUGCUGCUGCUUCUGGUUGGCUGCUUGUCUUGUGUCACUUGGCAGCUUCCAAAUGAGGAUGAACAAAUCAGUGAGCAGAUGAGAGAGAAGGUGGAAAAGAAGAGUGAAGCAGUUCAUCUUGAGAGCUGGCCACUUGGCAUGUGCUCUGUGGUGAGAGAGAUGAGCGCCAUGUUGGGAGAGCAGAGAGCUGAGCUCAGACAUACACAAGCGCGCCUCAGCGCCUUAGAAGGCAGACUGAGAGAAUCUGAGGCACAGAUCCAGGAACUGAAAACAGAGAACCAAGAGUUCCGAAGAAGAGAUGAAGAACUGACGAGAAGGUUUGAGGAACUACUGAAAGAACAUCAGGUUCAGUCAGUGAAGCUCGGAGUUCUGAGAGACAGGUCCAACAUCACUGAGGGCAGAGUGGAGGAGCUGAGGAAAAACAAUGAAGUGAGAAAGGCGGCAUUCUCAGCCUCUCUUCUGGGUACUGGAGAGGGACAUGUUGGACCCAUCAGUACUGAAACCACACUAAUCUUUGGAAAGAUCCUCUCCAAUGUCGGCAAUGCUUACAAUCCAUAUACAGGGAUCUUUACUGCCCCAGUUAGAGGCAUCUACGAGUUCAAACUCUUUGUCUACAAUCAUGCUACUUCCUCAGUCUCCUCAGGAGCAUCCUUGCAUAAGAAUGGAGAACGUCUGGUGACCGCUUAUGCCCACAAUGAUGAUCGUCAACAUGUCAGCAGCUCCAACAGUGUCAUUGUACUGAUGGAGCAGGGAGAUGUGGUCUUUGUGAGACUGUGGGCUAACAGGAGAAUAUUUGACAGCAAAAAUCACCACAGCACUUUCAGCGGACACAUACUGUUCCCUCUGUGACACAGAGGAAAAACACUGAUGGAAAUAAAAGGAAUCCUGUCAUGUAUUCUGUUAAAAACAUAUCUGUGAUGAACUUUGUGAUCAAACAGCAAUCACACAUCAGUGCUGAGCAGAGAUUUUCAAGUCUGGCCCUCAAAAUCUGUUUGCAUUCUCGAAAUCGAGUGGAAAAUGCUGGCAGAAUAUUUUUUCACAUAUGAAUACAUAGAAAAGAAAGACAGAAAGAAAAAAAAGCAACUGAUGCCAUCAAAUGUUUAAUUUAGUAUGAAAAUGCCACUGAAUCUGUCCUGGUUGUUCUAAAGUGAUGAAAUUGUUAUAGUUAAACGACCAUCUAAUAGUACCUGUUAGAUUUUUUUUAUUUCUGUCAUUUUUAUAACUCACAACUAAAUUUUCAUUGUUUAUAAUUUUAAAUAACAUCUGAAAGCAUUGAUUCAAUAUAAAUGAACUUUGACCUAUAUUUGAACAAAAACAAUGCAAAGACAAGAUAUGAUGAUUAGAUAAGGUAAUGAUAUAUUGACAAGGUAAAACAUAUGUUAACAACAUCCAGGAACUCUGCCAACUUCUCUGGGCGCCAACUCAUAUGAAAUGUACUGACAACACGUUGGAAACGCCUGAUGAGACGAUCUUUCAGAUUUUUCGUGUUCUGUAAGGGAAAGAAGAAAAGGACCAUCCAGAUUGUUACCAGCAUAAAGUCCUGGUAUUGGAGCUGGGGAUAUUAAUGAGUAACUUACAUGUUGGUGAAGGCACCAUUAACACUGAACACCUAUGUUCGAUGUUUAUUUUAACGUGACACAAAGCCUCAUUCUGCAAGUUCCAACAGCAUGACUGCAUAUUCACAGAAUAGCGGGUGCUAGACUGGCCUGCCUGUCCAGUCCAGAACUGUCUUCUAUUAAAAAUGCUUAUCAUAUUAAGCUCAAAACAUGACAACAAAGGCAUGGAUGCACAGCUGAGGACUUGUUUGAGAGAAGAAUGGCAAAAAAUGUUUUUUUAAAGCUGUAUCAAAUGGUGUCUUCAGUUCUAAAAUGAUUAUGAAUGCGUUGUUAAAAGGAACAGUGAUGAAACACUGUAGUAAACAUGCUCCCAUUUUUAGUGUGUUGCAUGUAUUACAUUUGGAACAUUUGCAAAAAAUAAGUUCAUAAGUUAAAACACAAA
This is a messenger RNA of Pygocentrus nattereri (red-bellied piranha), 2096 nucleotides long. RefSeq names its product complement C1q-like protein 2. Gene Ontology annotation, molecular function: protein binding. The record is from RefSeq and is a predicted model, not a curated record. Lineage: Eukaryota; Metazoa; Chordata; Actinopteri; Characiformes; Serrasalmidae. Bases 84 to 947 code for a protein of 287 amino acids. The transcript has 4 exons.